AUGGCUACAAGGACGGACAUACCGCAUUUGCGGAGAACGAAGAACUCCGCACAGUUGGUCGUCAAGGGAAAGCCAUUUCUAAUGCUCCCGGGAGAACUGCACAACUCAAGCCUCAGCAGUGCGGAGUUCAUGAGCACAGUAUGGCCGAACAUGAGCGCGAUGAACGUCAACACUCUACUCGGUUCCGUGACGUGGGAGAUGAUUGAGCCUACUGAGGGCCACUUUGACUUCUCGGAACUCGACAAGGUCAUCCUUGGUGCGCGGAAGUACGACAUGCAUCUCGUCCUGCUGUGGUUCGGGAGCUUCAAGAACGCUAUGAGCACUUAUGUACCGCAAUGGGUGAAGAAGGAUGUUAAGAGGUUCCCACGUGUGCAUAUUGAGGACGCGCAGGGGAGUUUGAAGACUGUCGAGCUGAUCUCACCUUUUAACGAAAGAGCUUGGGAAGCUGAUGCGAAGGCCUUUGCUGCAUUGAUGCGGCACUUGAGGGAAUCUGAUCGAGAACACAGCACGGUCAUCAUGGUACAGGUUGAGAAUGAGACUGGGUUGUUGGGUGAUUCGAGGGAUAGGUCGAGGAUCGCGAAUGACUUUUUCAGGCAGCCGGUGCCGGAGGAGUUAUUGACUCAUUUACAGCGAAAAGAGGAGCUCCAUCCUCUAUUCAAGAAGCGGUUCCCGGAGCUUCGCAAUGCGACACCCGGAAAAUCGACGUGGGAAGAUGCCUUCGGUAGAGAUUUGAUCGAUGCGGAAGAAAUAUUCAUGGCGAACGCAUUCUCUCGGUAUGUCGGCAUUGUUGCGGCGGCAGGCAAAGCAGAAUAUCAACUCCCGCUCUAUACGAACGUAUGGUUGAACUUCGACGAUCCGAGCAUCUUGGAUCUCUCAGGCGUGCCGUUAGGCGAGGGCACACCGACUGUGGCAGGAGGAGGCGCCAAAGCAGGCGUCUACCCCAGCGGGGGCCCUUGUCCACAUGCUUUCGAUAUAUGGAAGUACAACGCGCCUGCCCUCGAUUUCAUUGCUCCGGAUCUGUACCUACACGACUACGAAACUAUCUGCCAGCAAUAUCGACACGGUAAUCAGCCUCUGUUCAUUCCAGAGCAGAAGAGGGAUGAUAAAGGGGCGCGCAGAGUAUUCUUGGCGUACGGAAGCUAUGGAGCAAUCGGAUGCUCACCGUUUGGUAUCGAUUCGUUGAGAGCGGAGGAUACCCAACUCACGUACACGUAUGGACUUCUCAAGUCUGUCAGCAAGCAUAUCCUUGAAGCACAGAGUAACCGCCCAGAGGAUAUCAUGGGGUUCUUUUUCGACGAAGUCGACCAAGAGAAGAAGGGCAAAGAGCAGUGGACACGAGAGCUUGGAGAGUUCGAAGUUACCGUCGAUCGCGCGUUUGUCUUUGGAAAGCCUGGUCCAGGAGCCGGAAUGAUCAUUCAUCAAGGCAACGGCAAGUUUAUGUUGGUUGGAAAAGGGUUCCAAGUUACGUUCAAGAGCACAAAUUCGAAGUCGACAUUCACGGGCAUCCUGCACUCAGAGGAGAAAACAGUCGAUGAACAUGGCGAUUUGCAUACUGCAAGAACAACGAAUGGUGAUGAGACCAGGAGUGGAGAGUUCUAUAUCAUGCCGAACGACAACCCGGAUUAUGGUGGUUUCCCAAUUGCGGUUACGAUUCCGGCUAGGACGUGCAUUGCGGAGUGCACGGCAUACAGUGUUGAAGAAGCAGAGGACGAUCUUUGA
Coniosporium apollinis CBS 100218 is the source of this 1719-nucleotide messenger RNA. RefSeq lists its product as uncharacterized. Gene Ontology annotation, biological process: carbohydrate metabolic process. NCBI's taxonomy places the organism in Eukaryota, Fungi, Ascomycota, Dothideomycetes. Gene Ontology annotation, cellular component: beta-galactosidase complex. The transcript has a single exon. Bases 1 to 1719 code for a protein of 572 amino acids. Gene Ontology annotation, molecular function: beta-galactosidase activity. The record is from RefSeq and is a predicted model, not a curated record.